Messenger RNA from Prosopis cineraria, 2128 nucleotides. Its product is annotated as BAG family molecular chaperone regulator 3-like. Gene Ontology annotation, biological process: protein stabilization. The coding region runs from base 733 to 1806 and encodes 357 amino acids. The transcript is spliced from 4 exons. Gene Ontology annotation, molecular function: protein-folding chaperone binding; adenyl-nucleotide exchange factor activity. The record is from RefSeq and is a predicted model, not a curated record. Lineage: Eukaryota; Viridiplantae; Streptophyta; Magnoliopsida; Fabales; Fabaceae. Gene Ontology annotation, cellular component: cytoplasm.
UGGCCACUCGUUUUUAUAUAUUCAUUUCUUAAUUCUUAAUUUUCUUCUAUUCUCUCUUCUUCUCCCAAGUCCUACCUCACCAGAAGAGGCCAGAGAGAAUAAUUGCUCUGAUAAUUGAAAGAAAUUGUUUUUCUCUUUACAUUUUGACUUUGCUUUGAUUCGCUCCCUGCCUCUUCACAAAAAUCGGCCUGCCGAUUGCUCUCUCUUCAUCUCCUUCUCAAGAUUACACAUUCACCUUCCCCAUCGUGCAAAUUAAGAUCUGUGCUUUGACCUCUAACAGGUUCAGCCUUUCUCCCUCCUUUGCUCUUUUUUCCUUUUUCUCAUCUGAAAAUCUCUGCUGCCUCUGGUCGCCGGCUGGCGAUCUUUUCGGGUUGUCUUAGAGAUUAAGGUUUUCAGGUUAAUGGGUUCGAGUUUUCUUCCCACGAGACGCCAUUGAAGUUCCUCAAUCUCCAUCUCUUUUGCUCGCUAAAUACUUCAAAUCUUUUUGUAAUUUUCCGCUUCCUAUCUCUCUAUGCGUGGCUCGGGGAUUGGACUCUGUAAUGCUGAGGUCAGAGAUUUCCCAAACAGGGUCUAGCAGCCUCUCCGGUCAAUUGGGUCGCUUCAAUUUCUGGCGCUACAGAUCGUAGAGAAUCAAUUUCCUCAGAGAUCUAGAACUCUCGCUGGUUUCGGAUUCACACACUUUUUACAUUACUGAGCUGAGGGAGAAGAGUAGAGAGAAGAGUGACAUUGAAGAUGUUGAGGAUGAGGAAUAAUAAUAUCAACAAGACAAAUGGGUUUUCACCUAUGAACGGAAGCUCGGGAGUGGCCGGCGCCGGCGCCGAGUCAAGGUCUCACGAGUGGGAAAUGAGACCGGGAGGAAUGCUGGUCCAGAAGCGAACCGCCGACUCGGAUCGGAACUCGGCUCUGGUGCCGACAAUUAGAGUUAGGGUUAAAUACGGGUCAAUCUACCACGAAGUCAAUAUUAGUUCUCAAGCUACAUUUGGGGAAUUGAAGAAGAUGCUAUCAGGGCCAACAGGGUUACAUCACGAAGACCAGAAGCUAUUUUUUAAAGACAAGGAGAGAGAUUCAAAAGCGUUUCUUGAUAUCACGGGGGUCAAGGACAAAUCGAAGCUAGUUCUGACGGAGGACCCUAUCAGUCAAGAGAAAAGGUUGCUGGAGAUAAGGAAGAAUGCGAAGAUGGAGAAAGCUGCAAAAUCUAUCUCUCAAAUCAGCUUGGAAGUAGAUAGGCUCGCAGGACGGGUGUCUGCUCUUGAUUCAAUAAUUAGUAAAGGUGGCAAAGUCGCAGAAUCAGAUGUUCUUGGUCUUAUUGAACUUUUGAUGAACCAAUUGCUCAAGUUGGACGGUAUUAUUGCUGAUGGAGAUGUCAAACUGCAGAGAAAAAUGCAGGUGAAAAGAGUUCAGAAGUAUGUUGAAACUCUGGACAUGUUGAAGAUCAAGAACUCUAUGCCCGGUAGCAAUGGAGGCGAUGCUCCAAUGCAGCAGCCUCAACACAAGAAAAAUUCAAAUGGCCAGAGCCGAUUAGCCCCAAUUCAUGAACAGCCUUUACAGAUGCAAUCAAACGAGCAUAUUGAUCUAUUAACCCCAAUUGAGGAGCCACAAUUUUCCCAACCGAGGAACUCAAAUGGGCAUUCUCCAUUGAUUCAGCAGCAACAAGCAUCAGCAGAUUCUUCUUCAACCUCAGGUGUUGUAGUUACCACCAAGUGGGAGACAUUCGAGCCUGCACCACCAUUGAUCCCGGCGACAUCGUCAACCUCGGCGAACAAUAAUUCCGUCCAUCCCAGGUUUAACUGGGAAUUCUUCGACUAAAUAUAUCAGUGAAGCAUACCACGUGUCUUGUAAUUGUGUGGAUGUGAUUUGGGUUUGUGUUCCUUCCACUCGGAGUGUUAAAUGUUUCUUCUAAAUUCUUUUCUGUAUUUAGAUUUGUUUAGCAACCCUACCAGCCUGCCCUUUAGUUCAACGGAAAUAAAUGGUGUUGCUAUGAAUUUUUCUUUUCCUUUUUUCUUUUUGUAAUUUUUGGUAUCAUGGUCAGGUGUCCUUGGAUCUUGUCCAAGACUAUAUUAUACCUUCCUCAGCAGUCAUAAACGAUUGCUAUGGUAUUGAUAAUCAUAAAUCUGUUCCUUUCCUGUGA